UCUGUUUUGUGUUUCGAUCAGUGAGGAUUUUCUCACACACCAGAGUCACCACCACAAUGGUACGGCAAUGGCGGUGAGAAAAGGGGCACGUCAUUGCGAAAAGGGAGCAGUCAAGGCGGAUACGUGAGGGAUGGCGCAUAUCAGUGAGGAAAACAGCACUCACUUGACGCGACGGCAGCCCUCUCUUCUGUAUGACCCCACAGGCAUACAAAGGGGCGUGUGACGACACUGUCAGUCAGCUAUCGAUCUUCUCUGUACAAGGUCACUUUCCCUCGGCCAGACUCUCCUCAAUGCGAUCAACCAUUUGCUUUGCCAGCCCCCCAAAUCGACUCAACACACGUCGCACACUUGGGGCAGUCACAGGGUAGCACGAGUCAAAACCAGACGCACCCUGCACUGCCUCCUCUGUCGUGUAGAGAGCCACUCGACCGUCAGACAAGUGCAGGUGCGCCGCGUUGGACUCACCCUGCCGGUGCCCACACAACACGACCACAUGCUGCUCUGCACCAUCUCCCCCCACCUCGUCCCGCCACUCGCCCACCACACACCCAUCCACCGUGCUGCUCGUGAAAAGCGAGCGAUAGUCGUCAUCGCGCGCACCCACAUGUACGUCACAGACAUAGCGAGGGGAGGUAGGGAGGAUCGUGCGAAUGGCAGCAGACGAGUAGGAAGAGACAAUGUGCAUGACGUCAUCAGGCAGACUCUCGCCAUUGUACUCCAUCUCAUCCCAGUCCACGUACCUGUCCCAGCGGCGGAUCACAGGGUCGCUCUUCUCAUAGUGCAGUCGGAAGCGGUGCUUCGGGGGCAGCUGGUCCUCGCGCACGAUGCAGAAGCGGCUGUGACCCAUCUCGUACACCACCUCGUUGCGGAAUGCCCGCGGCACACGCCACCCCAAGCCCCAAGGGUCCGGGUUCAGAUCCAGGCUGCAGCCGAUGAUGUAGUAGCCGACUGUCCGAUGGAUGGCCAGGGUGAGGGGGAGGUGGCGGACGGUGCGGCUCGACAGCUGCACCCGAAGGAAGGACGCCUUGGUGGGCAGCUUGGAGCUGAUCCAAUUGGGUGUGAUGAUGACGGGAAGGGUCUGAGCUGGCUGGGGGGCUGAGGUCUCAUUGGGGCUGAGGUCACCGAAGAGGGCAUCGAAGAAGUCUCGAGGCAACUCCAGGUGAUCGACAGCUACACCUGCCCGCCUGAUCAGCUCCUCCUCAUUCACAUCAUCCGUAUCUGAUCGACAACAUACGGAUGAUGCACUGUGCCCUUUCCCCAUCGCCCUCUCCCCAUUGGUGGCUCAUGUAUCGCACCUUGUGCAUUGCGAUCAAUCAUGCCGUGGUUGUCCGCCAAGCGAAGCAGCUGUCCCAUCUUGGCCCACUCACCCUCCCCCUGCUCCACCACAUACGCCACCUUGCCGAAAUACUCAAAGCGCGUCAGACUCCCGCCACCGCCAUCCCCCUGUGUGCCAUACUGCCGGUCCACAUCGACCGUGCCCACCAGCUCAUGCUGCUGCAGAUUGUUGUCGAUGCGGCGCUCCAGGAACGUCUCGUUGACGACUCCCGUGCCAUAGUUCUUGCUGGUGCGCCGCGCCAGGCAUACGGCGUCCUCCACAGACAGGAAUGGGAGGAAGACAUCCCGGUAGACGUCAAUGGGAACGGCGGUAGGUGCGUUGGAAGAGAGGGCGGUGCGCUUGCCGGUCGAGCAGGGGAGGCUGGACACGGCAGUGGUAAGGUCGUUGAGGGCGGUGGACAGCUCCGACACCUUGGUCGUCAUGGCUGCCCACAUGCUCGAGCCACAAGGCAGCUGACACACCAGAAGACAAGACACACAGGCAAGAGAUGCAUCAGUGAGCGGCGGAGCGGCUCUCGGUCCCGCCGUACAUGUGGCGCAGUGGUGCACUUGAAAAGCUGCUCUGAGAUGGCCAUUUGAGUAUCGAAGCAAGAGAGCUAAAGGCGAAGCAAAGAGACGAAGCUGCGUCAUCGCUAGGUGCGGGUGCUGCCUUCACUCGAUCGCUUCAGGCACCUGUGUCUGGAAUGACUGGAUGACCUCAAGCUGCUCCUGAAACUCACCACUGUACACCUGCCGAGCCGACAAGCAAACAAUCACACAAGCACAAAAGCCAAAUGACGACAGUCACCCCAUUCCAGGGACGUUCCUGCUUCAAUCACCGAGAGCUCGGAGCGAUGCGAUUUCUCAUCAUUAGGCUUAGACAAUGCACUGCUGCCCUUGCCUGCAGCUGGCUGGCCCGCCACACGAUGCUGCUUCGAUGGGUCAGCGGCACUCGACAUCUAACAACACACAAACACACACGCACACACACACGCACACACACACACAGUAUCGAUGAAUGACUAAAGCGACAGGCGACUGCAUCGCGCAGUGCUACCUGUGGCUUGUGUGAAGACUUGACAAACAGCUUUCGACGCUUCUUCACGUCCGCAAGGUCCUCCAUCUGGUCCACAACACCAUCCCAUGAAUGAGAAUCGAUGAAUUCAACUUCCUUUUGUCAUUUCACACCUUCAGGCGCUGAUAUUGAUGCAGGGAGAGCCCGGUCUGCCAAAUCGCCCCUUUUUGCUAGCUUUGCGAGCUUAGAAGAGAGAAGUAGAUCUCCCGGGCUGUGCGCCUUCCCCUGCCAUCAGAGCCCACCGUAGCAAGCGGCGUUGAUAAGGGGCGAAAACCGCGGCGGAUCUGUGAUUCUGUGACACCGUCUUCAU
Messenger RNA from Vitrella brassicaformis, 2699 nucleotides. Lineage: Eukaryota; Vitrellaceae. The record is from the annotation of a GenBank genome assembly.